AUACAGUUUUUAGACUGAUACUUUCUUAAGAAGUUAUUUUGUAAGUUAAGAGAAAAAGAGAUUUGAAAGAUGGAAGAUACUGCAUUGACUUUCAGGUGUAUGAGAAGUCACUGUGGCCCUGAGCAACCAGUAGGAAAAAUUAUAAAUUCAAUAUGGCACCCAUUUUAGAUUGGAAGAAGCUUAUGAAAGUUGAUCCAGAUGCUCUGCCUCAUCAGGAGAAACUAGCGGACAGAUUGCUGGAGACCAUGUCCAAGGUUGAUGGGAAAGACUUGAAAACUCAAACUCCGGAACAACUGAUACACCUUUUUAAAAUUACUCAGUCACUAAUGAAGAUGAAAGCUCAAGAGGUGGAACUGGCACUAGAAGAAGUAGAAAAAGCUGGGGAAGAGCAAGCCAAAUGUGAAAAUCAAUUUAAAACAAAAGUGAUGAAACUUGAAAAUGAAUUACAGAUGGCACAAAGGUCUGCUGGUGGUCCUGAUACUUGUUUUUUGCGUGAUGAGAUCUGUCAACUGGAAAAACAAUUGGAACAAAAAGAGAGACAGUUAACAGAUAUAGAAAAAGAAUUGGAAAAAGAGAAGAAAGUCAAUGAACAGCUUGCUCUUCGAAAUGAAGAUGCCGAAAAUGAAAACAUCAAAUUAAAGAGAGAGAAUGAACAAUUGCGUCAGGAUGUAGUUGACUAUCAGAGGCAAAUAGAUUCUCAGAAAGAAACAAUUCUGUUUCAAAGAGGAGAGGAUUUGGAUCACAGAUCGCAGUUGUCCAGAAAGAACUUUGAGCUUGUCCAGUAUUUGGAUGAAAUUCAGAAUUUGACUGAAGCUAAUGAGAAGUUAGACAUUCAAAACCAAGAAAUGAGGAAGAAUCUCGAGGAAUCAGUGCAAGAAAUGGAGAGGAUGACUGAUGAAUAUAACAAAAUGAAAGUGAUGGCGCAACAAUCUGAUAUUUUUAUGGAUCAGUUAAGAAAAGAGAAAGAACUGUACAAAUUGCAAGUUCAGGAGCUUUCAGACCAGCUGAAAGCAAAGAAUGAGGAAGACGAUCCACUCAUGGCAGCUGUAAAUGCAAAAGUUGAAGAAUGGAAGAAAAUCUUAGCUUCGAAAGAUGUUGAACUCCGAGAGUAUCAGCAAAUGUUGUUUAACUUGAAAGAGAAAAUGAAAAUGGCCCAACUUGAUGUAGACAAAAACAGUAUGAUGGCCCUUCAGCAGGGAGUGCAAGAGCGAGAUGCUCGGAUAAGAUUGCUAACUGAGCAAGUUGAAGAGUAUACCAAAGAAAUGGAACAAAAUGCAUUUAUUAUUGAGAAAUUAAAAAAUGAGCUCCAAAAAGAUAAAGGUGACUCAUCUCUUGCUCAGCAGAAUUGGAUUGGGGAAAUGCAAGAAAAGUUAAAAAUGCUAGAAGAGAGAGCUAAGGAGGCUGAGAAAUCAGCAGAAUUAGCAGAAGCAGAUGCUAGAGAAAAGGACAAAGAGCUUGUUGAUGCGCUGAAACGAAUGAGAGACUAUGAACUGGGUACGUAUGGUUUGGAAGAGGCAGUUGCUGAAAUAAAAGAUUUUAAAAAGCAAAUCAAAAUAAGAGAUCGUGAGAUUGAAACGUUAAUUAAGGAAGUCAAUAAACUUGAACUUAAAAUGAAUGAUUUUCUUGAUGAAAAUGAAGAAUUAAGAGAGCGUUUAGGUCUUGAGCCAAAGGCAAUUAUUGAUUUAAACAGAUUGAGAAACAGCAAAGCACUGAAGCAGCAGCAACAUAGAGCUGAAAACCAGAUUCUUUUGCAAGAGAUUGAACGACUAGAAGAGGAAAGAAUUGAACUGAAAAAACAGGUUCGUAAGUUGGCUCAGGAGAAAGGAAGAAGAGUUGCAACCAUAGGAUUGGAUGCUUGUGAUGUGCAGGUAACUGAUAGCUUUACUGAAGAGAAGGGAAUGAAUGAGAGGAAGUUGGAUUUCUUGCACAGACAUGAUAUUGCUGAAGUAAAAGCAAAGAAUGAAUAUCUUGCAAAUGAAUUAAGUGUGAGAGAGAGAGAUUUGGAGAAGAACAAGACUGUAAUAGCCAAAUUUCAGUCGAAGUUAAAAGCAUUAUCAGAAGAAAACAAACAACUUGAACAAGGAAUGAAAGAAAUAUUGCAAGCUGUCAAGGAAAUGCAGAAGGAUCCUACUGUGAAGGGUGGAGAAACAGCCUUAAUAAUCCCUAGUCUGGAUCGUUUAGUUAAUGCAAUGGAGUUAAAGAAUUCAGAGGGAGUCUUUGAUGCUAGUGUGCACUUGAAAGCUCAGGCUGAUCAGCUUACCGGACGAAAUGAAGAAUUAAGACAGGAACUGAAGCAGACUCAGAAGGAGGCAACAAAUUUGUCUAAUCAGCUGGCAAAUGCAAAUGAAAAGAUUGCACAACUGAAAAAUGAAAAUUGCUUAUUACGUCAGUCAGAAGGUGCCAAUAUUUUCUUCCAAACAGUGAAUCUUCCAGAAGGAAUGGUUCCUUCAAGUGUUAAUAUGAUUAAUUCUCUGAAUGAAUAUUUAAUACGUCUUAUACAGGAACUGGAAAAUAAAGAACAGUUACUUAAACAAUUGGAAGAUGCAGUAGAGGACUACAAGCGAAAAUUUGUAGUAAUUCGUCAUCAGCAAGGCUUGCUGUAUAAAGAAUAUCGAAGUCAAAAGGAAAGCUGGCAGAAAGAAUCAGAAGAUAUGAAAGAGGAAAAGAAAAAGCUAGAAGAGCAAAAAGAACAGGAUGCUACAAAAAUAAAGGCAUAUUCUAAUUUACUCAGUGCACUUCAGCUGGGUCCUGAUGAAACAAAAAAAGUACUUGCUGAAAAUAAUAGAAAAAUAACUGUUUUACAAGUUAAUGAAAGGUCACUAACAAGGCGGUAUACCACUUUACUUGAAACGGAGCGGCAUCUGAGAAAAGAAAAUGAGAAGCUGAAGGGUGAAAUAACACAUAUGGAGACUGCAGUUAUAGGGAAGAUUGGAAACUUGCAACGAUUCAAGGAAAUGGCUAGCUUUAAGAUUGCAGCUCUGCAAAAAGCGUUGGAUGGCAGCGUACCAUUGUCUGAGCUAGAGCUGGCUAAUAAGCAGUAUAAUGCAUUAACUGCUAAAUACAGAGAUAUGUUACAAAAAGAUAACUUGCUCGUCCAGCGGACAACAAACAUGGAACACAUGGAGCAUGAGAAUGAAUCCUUGAAAGCACAGAUAAAUUUAUUAAAUAAGGAACUGGAGAUCACGAAAGAGAAACUUCACACUGUGGAACAGGCUUGGGAACAGAUGACUAAACUAGGCAAGUAUAAAAGGGAUGAUGACAAUGCCAUGGACAAGGCCACAAAAGCAAUAACCAACAGUGAGAUUUUAUCCAUUUCUAAGAAAAUCACUAUGUUGGAAAUGAAGGAACUAAAUGAAAGACAGAGAGCAGAUCAUUCGCAACGAAUGUAUGAACAUUUAAGGAAUACUGUACAGCAAAUAGAAGAACGUAAUCUUGAAUUGGAAACAAAAUUUGCUGAGCUCACCAAAAUCAACCUUGAGGCCCAGAAAGUGGAACAGGAAUUAAGAGAUGAACUGUCAAAGAGUGUAAGUAAGGCAGUAAGUGAUGCAGAUAGACAACAAAUCAUGGACCUAGAGAAGCGUGAGAUGGAGCUCAAGACUGAAGUAUCAAAGUUGAGAGAACUGUCUGAUGUAGCAAAAAUGCAAGUUGAAGCUCUGGAGGCACGCCAGCAAUACAGAGAUAAAGAAGUGGAAUCUCUUAGAAUCCAAAUUUUAGACUAUCAGGCACAGUCAGAUGAAAAAGCUGUUAUUGCAAAACUGCAUCAACAUGUCAUAGCCCUUCAAGGUAGUGAAUCUGUUGCUGUAGGCAAAUUGGAGACACUUAUGUUGAAACUACAGAAGUUGGAGAUCCAUAAUCUACGUUUAGAGCAGAAGCUUGAUGAGAAAGAGCAAGCCUUAUAUUUUGCCCGCCUGGAAGGAAGAAAUAGAGCCAAACACCUACAACAGACAGUUCAGUCUUUGCGGCGACAGUUUAGUGGUGCUCUGCCUUUAGCACAGCAAGAAAAAUUCUCUAAAACAAUGAUUCAGCUACAGAAUGACAAACUGAAGGUCCUGGAAGAAGUUCAGCAUGCCCAGGAGGCACGUCGAAAUGCAGAAAACAGAGCAUUAGAGAUGAAGUUAAAACUGAGAAGUUUAGAAGAAUUAGUAAGUGCAUUGAAGGAUACAAGAGGAGCUCAAAAGGUAGUUGAAUGGCAUAUGAAGAUGGAGGAACUCCGUCUGCAGGAACUUAAACUCAAUCGAGAGUUAGUCAAGCAAAAGGAAGAGGUGAAGUAUUUGCAUAAUAUAAUUUCUGAAUAUGAACGUACAAUCAGUAAUCUGGAAGAAGAAAUUGUACAGCAGAACAAGUUUCAUGAAGAAAGGCAAAUGGCUUGGGACGAGAGGGAAUUAGAACUGCAACGCCAAUUAGACCUAUAUGAUCACCAAAAAAAUGAAAUACUUAGUACAGCUGUAAAGUUAGAAGAGGCUACAGGAUCAGUUCCAGACCCUAGUUUGCCACUCCCACAACAACUUGAAUUCGCUUUGAGAAAGAUUCAGGAGCACAUUCAAACAAUCCUGGAAACUAGGGCAACCUGCAAAUCACUGGAGGAGAAAUUAAAAGAAAAGGAAACUGCUCUGUCGAAAUCUGAACAAAAUGUUUUAUCAAGAGACAAAGUUAUAAAUGAACUAAGACUUCAAUUACCUGCAACAGCAGAAAGAGAGAAAAUAAUGGCUGAAUUAGGCAAACAAGAUGAUCCAGAGUACCAUCAUGCCAUAAAAAUUGCUCAUGAAACCAUUGCAAAUAUGCACGCAAGAUUAAAUCAAAAGGAGGAAGUGUUAAAAAAAUACCAACGUUUGCUUGCUAAAGCAAGAGAGGAACAAGAGGAAACAGCAAAGAAGCAUGAGGAAGACCUUAGAGUUCUACACCAGAAGUUAAAUUUGCAUACUGACAAUUCCCUUAAUAAAUUCAAACAGACUGCUUUGGAGUUAGUGACAAAGACUUCUUUAUCACUUUCCAACAACAAACAUUUUCUCCACUUAGCUGAAAUGGAGCAAACUGUAGCAGAACAGGAUAAUUCUCUUGCUAGACUUAUUGGAAAAUUAAAGAAAACAUCAUCUGAUUUGGAAAAACAAAAGCAAAUUACUUUAAUGAAAAUCAAAGAGUUUGAGACUAUGAGAGCCCAGCUUCAGGAAAAGCACACAGUUGAUGUGGAACAGCUAAAAGAUGAAGCAAAUGAACUGAGAAGCACGUUAUCUCAGAUGGAGAAGGAAUUAGCAAAUGUGAAAGCUGAACUAGAGGUCCAAAAAGAAGCAAAUAAUAGAGCACCCACAGCAACACUGAAAAACCUGGUGGAACAGCUGAAGAGCCAGUUAGCCAUAAAAGAAAAGCAGCAGAAAGCUUUGAGUAAAGCACUUCUGGAACUCCGAGCAGAAAUGACUGCUAAUGCUGAACAGCAGAUUAUUUCUGCUGCAUCACAAAAAGAGGCGUAUAUGAAUGUCCAGGAGAUUGUUGACAGAGAAACAAAGGGGCUUAUGACACAGAUAGAGGAAUUAAAUAAUCAGAUUGCAAAACUUACAGAUAAUCUUAAAAUAAGUAAAACCAAGGAAAGUUCUUUGUCUGAUGAAAGGGAUGAGUUGAACCAAGAACUUCAGAGGAAACAAAAAGCAUUUGCUAAAAUGCUGAGAGAAAAAAAUGAAAUGGAAAAAGAAAAUGAAGAACUGAAGAAAAGGAUUAGGAGGCUAAGCGGUAGCAUUCAGAGCAAAGCUGAUGAACAAGAUCUGAUAGACACACUUCAGAAAAAAAUUAAAAAGUUGGAAAGUGAACUUGAGAAGAAGUGUGAAGAAACAGAAAAAAAAGGUGUAAGAGAAGACAAGACCUCCAAGGAGGAAAUAAUUAGAUGGGAAGAAGGUAAAAAAUGGCAAAUCAGGAUGGAAGGACUGCGGAACAAACUAAGGGAAAAGGAAAAAGAAGCAGAUGCUUUAGCCAAACAGUUGAAUUCAUUGAAGGAAAUCUAUACCAAGACUGAAAAAGAAAAAGUUGUUCUGCAGAAGAAACUGAAAACUACUGGUGUCACUGUUGACCGUGUUGUUGGAGUAAGAGCCUCAGAGACUGAACAAGAACUGGAAGAACUAAGAAAACGGAAUCUAGAUUUAGAAAAUGAAGUUGCUUACAUGAGAACACAGCAAGCAAUCCCACGAGAUUCUGUUGUAGAAGAAUUGCAUCUCAAAAAUCAAUACCUCCAGGAAAAGCUUCAUGCAUUGCAGAUACAAUGUUCAAGAGAGACAUAUUCUAGACCCUUGACAUCAGGAAUAGGAUCAGAUGUUCAAUAUCGAAGAGAACAAGAGCUUUUAAAGGAAAAUUUAAGAUUGUCAUCUGAAAACGUUGAGCUAAGAUUCCAGCUAGAGCAGGCCAAUAAAGAUUUGCCAAGACUAAAGGACCAAGUAGGUGACUUGAAAGAAAUGUGUGAACUUCUCAAAAAAGAGAAAGCAGAUGUUGAACGAAAGCUGGGCAGCAUUAGAGGAGCUGGUAGAAGUGGAAAGACAGUCCCAGAAUUGGAAAAAACAAUUGGUUUGAUGAAAAAGGUUGUAGAGAGAGUCCAAAGAGAAAAUGAAGACCUGAAAAAAGCUCCAGCUGUGGUUUCUAAUGAGAAAUUACUUAGUCUUGAACAGGAAAAUGCUAGGCUAAAGUUUGAAAUGGAAAAAAUGAAGCUUCAUCUGGGGGGCCAGCUGAAUAUGCAUUAUGAAUCUAAAACCAAAGGAAUGGAAAAAGUCAUUACUGAAAACGAGAGGCUGCGUAAAGAACUGAAGAAGGAAGCUGACAGUGGAGAGAAGCUACGAAUAGCGAAGAAUAACUUGGAGAUAUUAAAUGAGAAGUUAACUGUACAGCUGGAGGAAACCAUGAAGAGGCUAAGUUUGGCUGAGAGCCAGUCUGACAGAGCUGACAGCAAAAGCUGGAAGUCCGUUGUUGUGACAAGGAUGCACGAAACUAAGAUGAAGGAAAUGGAAAUGGAUAUUGCUAAAAAAACCCAAAGUAUUACUGACCUUAAACAGCUGCUUCAGGAAGCAACAGAACGUGAACACAAUGCUGAUAAAAACUUAAAAGAUCUAAAAGAACAAAUUGAACUUCUCAAACACCUUCCUGAAGGUGCAGGGACGGAGCAAAGCCUCAUCAGGGAGCUUCGGCUUUUAAGAUUAACCAAUAAUCAUUUAGAGAAAGAAAAAGCAGAACUAGCUCACCAGGUGGAGGAUUGUAAGCACCACAUACACACAUAUACAAGUGAAGGUCCUGCAGCCGGACAUAAUGAAACUGUAGAGGAGAAAACUCACAAGUUAAUGACAGAAGUAGCUGACCUCCAGACACAGCUGAAAGCCUCAGAGUUGGAAAAACAGCAAUUAAAGGAAGAAACAAAAAAGCUGAGAAGAGAACUAGAAAACUUUGACCUCUCCUGUUUUGAAGAAAUUGAGGAUCUGAAAUACAACUACAAUGAAGAAGUAAAAAAAAAUAUUAUCUUAGAAGAGAGAUUAAAGCAGCUUUCUGAAGAGUUUGGCAUUCAAGUGGAUAGUCCUGGCAACGUUUCUGUUGAUUAG
Opisthocomus hoazin is the source of this 7562-nucleotide messenger RNA. The record is from RefSeq and is a predicted model, not a curated record. Lineage: Eukaryota; Metazoa; Chordata; Aves; Opisthocomiformes; Opisthocomidae.